UUUAUAAAACUAUCCAUUUUUAAAAAUAAAAUAUGGUGGGGAUAACCUCGUGUAUGAAUAUUUCGAGUAGAGGGAAUAUAAAGGUAUAAUCUGGCAAGUCGAGAGUGUUCUUCAUGUCUCAGGAACAUUCAGACUGAUUCAGACCGAGUUUGACCGUCUUAUAGUCAAGAAACAAGUUAAAAAAUUCAAGUUUUUUAUUAUAACAACUUGUUGAUAAUUAAAAAUUGAAUUAAAAUUUAUAUGUGAAUAAAAAUAUAAUAUUAAAUAAAUUCUAAACAAAUUUAGUGAAUUAUUUUUUGAAUUAAACAAUAUUACUUACUCAAUUUAAUAAACGUCGUAUAAUUAACAUUAUUAAUUUUUUUUUUUUGUGAAAUUAAAAUUUAAUAAUUAUUGUGUUGAUAAAAGUUUACGUUUGUUUUGUUUUUUUUUAAAUUAUAAAAAAUUGAGGAGUUUAAAAAAAUGCUAGCAGCCUCAUACUGUCGUGAGGUACAUUUUGGCAACAUGUUGUCACCGAGAAUGCAAUCUCAUGUGCCACGUUGUCUGUUUGGUCCACCAAAUCCAAAAGAUACUAUUGAAUUAUUAAAAGAUACACUUGAUAUGGAGCGAAAAAAAUUUACAAAAAGAUGGGGAAUUGAUCCAUGCAAUGAGGACAAGGAAAAUUUUCAAAUUAAAGUUGAUAGAAAUGAAACGAGGUCACCAAGAAAAUCUAGGACUUCACCAUAUUCCCGUCAAACAAGCAUUCAUGAAUACUGGAGAUCCAGAAAAAACAGCGAUACAAACAAAAAGACUGUAUCAUCUGUGGAUUCUUCAAAGAAACAACAAGACAUACAGACAGGAAACUAAAUUGCAAUUGAGAAGAAAUAAAAAAUAAUAAAUAAAUAAAAAAUUACUAUUAAAGACGAAAAAAAAAUGGACAUGAAUUUUCGUCAGUGAUCGAAGAAAAAAAAAAAUACAAUUUUUAUUAUUUAUAUAUUAUUAUUUUUUAUAGUUGAAAGAUGCAUUAGACAUGCCAAUAGAUCAUAAGAUAAUUGUAUGCUAAUUUUUUUUCUUAUUAUUUUAAUUUUACAUAUAUAUAUUUUUAUUUUUUUUCUAUUAUUGUAAAUAAUAAUUUGCUGGUGAUUAGUUGAUUUAAACUAUUAACUUGAUAAUUAUUAUUUCUUUUAAAAUUAUAAUUAACGAUGAUAAAAAAAUAAAUUUUAUGUAUAUAUAUAUAUAUUUAAUUUCGAUAUUAACAAGACAAUGAAAAAUUUCUUUUGUUAAUAUCGAAAUAAUAUAACUUAAUUAAAUAUUUUCUAUAUAAUUAUUAUUUUAUAAUUUUUCACACAAUUUAUUUUAUCAAUUAAAAAUUAAGUCACAAUUUUUUUCUUUAUUUUAAAUAAUAUUAAUUAUAUUAUUUGAUAAACGAGAGAGAGCCAUCGGAAGCCUGAAACGAUUGAUUCUUACUUGUGAUGAUCAAUAAUGCAGCGCCUCCAAAGACUAAUUAACACGAUUGAUAAAACAUUGUCAUCAAUAUUAAUAAUAAUAAUCAAACGGGUACUAUAUUUGUACGUUUAUUUUUUUGCAUUUUUAUUAUUAAUAAUGUUGUAGUUUUUUUAUUAUUAUUAUUGAAAAAAAUAUUGUUUAUAGAAUUAAAUCGAAUCUAGUCAACGAGUAGUGUAAGACUUGGUAAAUUAAAUAAACUAUUAAAAACAAUUAUUUCUUCGAAAAAUAAU
Aphidius gifuensis is the source of this 1712-nucleotide messenger RNA. RefSeq lists its product as uncharacterized. The transcript has 2 exons. NCBI's taxonomy places the organism in Eukaryota, Metazoa, Arthropoda, Insecta, Hymenoptera, Braconidae. The record is from RefSeq and is a predicted model, not a curated record. The coding region runs from base 460 to 843 and encodes 127 amino acids.